Messenger RNA from Fonsecaea multimorphosa CBS 102226, 888 nucleotides. RefSeq lists its product as uncharacterized. The record is from RefSeq and is a predicted model, not a curated record. The transcript has 2 exons. Gene Ontology annotation, molecular function: oxidoreductase activity. Gene Ontology annotation, cellular component: cytosol. NCBI's taxonomy places the organism in Eukaryota, Fungi, Ascomycota, Eurotiomycetes, Chaetothyriales, Herpotrichiellaceae. The coding region runs from base 1 to 888 and encodes 295 amino acids.
AUGGCAGCGACAGAACAGCCUCUCCUGCCACAAUUCACCGCUCAACAUCACCAUGAACCUUACGCGGCCAUCUCGCCGUCGCGACCAGAGCUUUCGACAGCUGGAAAGGUCGUAGUCAUCACCGGCGCCGCUGGAGGGAUCGGAUCAGCCAUGAGUCGGGCGUUCGUCGAGGCGGGGGCGAAAGACGUGGUGCUGCUCGAUCUCAACCAGACAGGACUCCUCAAGCUCAAGGCCGAGCUGGAGGAUCUGGGUAGCAAGUCCAAGAUCCACCCGAUGGUGUUGGACAUCACCAAUCCACUGGCAGUCCGAGAUGCCUUCAACACGAUCGAAGCCGUGGUCGGCCGCAAGAUCGACGUCCUGGUCAACAACGCUGGCUACCAGAACAUCAACAAGCCCGUGCUGGACUUCGACAUUGACGAGUGGUGGAAGUGCUUCGAAAUCAACGUCAAGGGCAGUUUCCUAGUGGCGGUCGAGUUCCUACGGCACUGCAGCCCCGACAACAACUCCGUCUUGAUCAACGUUUCGAGCAUCCUGGCGCAUUACGGCGUGCGGCAGGGCUACUGCACGGGCCAUAGCGCCUACUGCGCUUCCAAGCUGGCAAUUACAAAGGCCAUGGACGUUCUACAGGAAGAGCUGCCCAUGGUACGAAUCGUCAAUCUACACCCAGGCCUGGUCCCGACGGCCAUGUCGGCGAAGAUAGGAAAUACAGCUUAUUCUUUGGAUUCUGUCAAUCUGCCCGCUCAUUUCUCGGUUUGGCUUGCGAGUCCCGAGGCUGAUUUUCUGAAGGGUCGCUUGGUGUGGUCGAACUGGGACGUGGAGGAGAUGAAGUCGAGGAAAGACGAGAUCUUGGAGAAGGAUCUUUUGCGCAUCGAGCUGACAGGUAUAUGA